Molecule: messenger RNA, 829 nt
Organism: Oryza sativa Japonica Group (Japanese rice)
Lineage: Eukaryota; Viridiplantae; Streptophyta; Magnoliopsida; Poales; Poaceae
Source: RefSeq, a predicted model, not a curated record
AUGUAAAAUGAACUUAUUUCUUAAUUGUUCAAGAACAAAAAGGCCUAACCCAGUUGCAAGAAACGCUAACGAUGAGCCCAUAAUAAUACCGGCCCAAGGGACCCCUCACAGAAACCCUAGAACCGCCUGAUUUUCAUCAUAAAGACCCCUAGCGCCGCCUCCGUCUUCGCCCUCCGUUGCUCCCCCUCUCCCAGAUCCGCCCGCCUCCGCCGCCACUCGCGCCGAAUAUCCGGCUUCUCAAUCCGCGGAAACUACUCCCUGUUGUUCGUCGACCUCUUCGUCGCCGGAGACAUCUAGGUUUUCUCCCUCUCUAUGUUGCUUUUCCCUAUACGGCUAUACCAUGUCGAUGCCUGGUGAUGCCCAACCUGAAGGUUCUCACCAAUCCGCUUCCUCCGCAAAACCUGCCUUGUCAUCGUGCCGGAGGAAUAAAUCUGAGAACACGUCAUUUGUCUCAGAUUUGAGAGAUCACAUCCAGGAGUUUAUCCAUGCUUCCCCGAAUGAGCACAGGACCUGUUUUACCAAGACUAUCAAGAGAAUGUUUGGCAUGUCAAAGGUCGUUGCAGAGAGAUCCACCGAAGCAAAGGAACCUGGAGCUGAAAGUGUUUUGCCACUUCAGACCACGGUGUCGCGGUAGACUGUGAUCAGUAAUAUAAUUUUCUCUGUAGAAAGUAAUCUGUCGCUGAGGAUGAUCUUAGGAUAGAGAAGUCAUAGUUACACUUGAUACCAGUAGAUCAUGUACAGUAACUGGAGGAUAUUCUGUAUUAAUUUGACUGCUAAAAGGCCUAUAUAUAUUGUAAGAAGAGAAACUGAGAAGCAGUUCUUUGAAUUA